CACUGAUCUGUUUUAUCAAUUAUAGUUCGAUAGUUCGCAAUGGACAAUAGUGCUGUGAAAAUCGCACGAUCUUCGCCUAGACCGAAAGUUUUUCUUAACAAUAAGUCUUCCACCGAAGAUAAAGAUAAUAUGAAACAGCAACAGCCGAAUAUCAAAUCAGAAAAAUGGGAACGUUUUCAAGAAUUAAAAAGAAGGCGAGAAGAAUUUGAAAGUAAAUCUAAUAAAAAGAAGAGGAAAACAAGCAGUUUUAUAACAACUCAAGUUGAACCGUCAUCGACACAACAAAAACAUACUAAGAUAAAGCGAAAAAUAAAAACAUUUGAUAUAGCAGACCCUUCAACACUCCCAAAAAGUAUAGCAAAUUAUUUACGUAUGAACGAACAUUUGAAAGGUGUUGAUCAUGGUCGUUUAUCGACAAAAACUCGAUUAGAAAAAGAACUUGAUAAGGCUGUUGAAAAUGGAGACUUAGAAUUAGCUUCAAAAUUGAGCGACCAAAUUGCACAAAAUAAUUAUGAAACAAUGGUUAACAAAGCAAUAGAAAGAAAAGAAUUUGAUGAAGUGAAAAAGAGGGAAGAAGAAAGGAAGGCUAAUAAGAAAAAACCUAAGUUAUAUUGGGGAUUCGAAACAAAACAUAGAUGGGAGACAAAGAGUAAUAUGUAACACCAAAGAGAAUUGAAAAUGAAUCCGUUGUAUGUAUUAGUAUAUACAAAAAUAGAUGUGUGAUUAUAUUAUUUUAUACGUAACAAUAUCUUGUAAUAAUUUAUGGGCGAAAAUAACUGUUUAACUAAUAUAAUCGUAAAUCAUAAGUGUGAAAAAUGGAUUUUAUUUGAUAAAUAACAUACUAUAAUGAUGCCGCG
Molecule: messenger RNA, 857 nt
Organism: Rhizophagus irregularis DAOM 181602=DAOM 197198
Lineage: Eukaryota; Fungi; Glomeromycota; Glomeromycetes; Glomerales; Glomeraceae
Source: RefSeq, a predicted model, not a curated record